AUGAAGCCAAGAACUAAUGAAGUUUCUCGGAGGUCCAGAGGUUUGCAGGGGCAGGGGCAGGGCCCAAACUGGGUCCUUAUUGCCGGCAGUGCUCUGUUGAGUACAUUAUCAAUUCGCUUGGGAUAUAAGCUGAAGCAGGUCCUUGAUACUAGAAAGCCCGAAAAUAGUAAUAAUAGCUUAAAGGGGAAAGGAAAAUCUACCGAUGAGAAUAAGUCGAGGAGCUUCCAUUUGCAUUCAAGUGCUUAUUGCUUUCCCAACCAUGUGAAUGGUUGCUAUAAUAGUUAUUCAGGAUCAAGAAACGUGAUUAAAAUAAAACAGCAGGCCAAUGACCAAAUGGUGCCAGAACAUGAAAUGGUUCUUCCUUUAGCGACUCAACCUGCUCCCGAGUUUAGCAAAGAAAAUGGUGUUUUAUGGGCAUCUUCUCCCGAUUGUCUUGAGCUGCCUCAGAAGCCAUUCCACCAAUCAAACAGCUCAGACUCGCUAUGUGUCUCUGAAUCUGGAUCUGAUAUUUUCAGUAAGCGAGAAGUUAUUCAAAAGCUGAGGCAACAGUUAAAGAGAAGAGAUGACACGAUUCUUGAAAUGCAGGAUCAAAUUACAGAACUUCAAAACUCUCUUAACUCUCAGCUUUCAUGUUCUUCCCAUCUGCAAUCUAUGCUGGAUGCUGCAAACAGGGAUUUGUUUGAUUCAAAUAGUGAAAUACAGAGACUAAGAAAGGCAAUUGCGGAUCAUUGUGUGCAACAUAUAGAUUCUAGAGACAUGCCCCCUGCAGUUCCCAUAUGGCCACCUGAAGGGAGGAAUGGCCAUGCAAACGAGUAUCUUGAAGUUGAAAACAAUUUAGUGUAUCCGAAAACAGGUAAAGGAGAUAGGGAAAAGAUUGAACAGCUGAAGAGGGAAGUGAGCGAGUUGAAGGAAGUGAUAGAAGGAAAAGAAUACCUGCUGAGUAGCUACAAGGACCAAAAGGCCGAGCUCUUGAUGAAGAUCAAAGAGUUGCAGCAGAGAUUGGAUUCUCAACUUCCAAAUAUUUUGUAG
This is a messenger RNA of Fraxinus pennsylvanica, 1029 nucleotides long. The record is from the annotation of a GenBank genome assembly. Lineage: Eukaryota; Viridiplantae; Streptophyta; Magnoliopsida; Lamiales; Oleaceae.